AUGUUGAAGAAGAAAACAAAUAAGAAAAUGAAGAAAACAAAUAAGGAGGCACAGAACAUGGACAAUUUAUUUUAUACAGAAAAUGGACAAGUGAACAAUGAGGAAAAUGUUAUUAGGAAGAGUGAAGUGGGAGGAGUGAAACGGAAGGUAGGCACACAAGCAGUAAUCGUAGAAGAUUUACACACAUGGAAAGACCUGGAUGAAGGAGAGUUAAUUAUAAAAAUAAAAACUCUGAAUGGUCUUAUCAGUUCUGACCUAAUGUAUAGUAUAUGGAAUAGUGUGUACAACAUCAUGAGGAACAAAUGUUUUUACAGGGAAGAAAAAAUAUGGGUUUUUUGCGAAAAAAUUGCCAAUUCCUACCGCGUCCCGAAAGAGUCUAAAAUGAAUAUAUGGUCCAAGGUGUAUUACCAAAUGAAGGAAGAAACAAUAAAAACUGAAAAACUUGAGUUUAACAAAAUUUACCCUUUUAUUGAUAAUGGGAUGUGUGAACAUGAAGUUUUUAUUAAAUUUAUAUUUGAUGAAUUAGAAUUGUGGAAGAAGAAAAUGAAGAGUAUCCAAAGCAAAUGGAUGCAUUUGCUGUUUUUAAAUUUGAAGUUUUAUAGGACGAGGAACAUGAUUCUCCUCAACAGAUUAUGA
Messenger RNA from Plasmodium fragile, 636 nucleotides. RefSeq lists its product as uncharacterized. The coding region runs from base 1 to 636 and encodes 211 amino acids. The record is from RefSeq and is a predicted model, not a curated record. NCBI's taxonomy places the organism in Eukaryota, Apicomplexa, Aconoidasida, Haemosporida, Plasmodiidae. The transcript has a single exon.